Molecule: messenger RNA, 6045 nt
Organism: Pteronotus mesoamericanus
Lineage: Eukaryota; Metazoa; Chordata; Mammalia; Chiroptera; Mormoopidae
Gene: UBE4B
Product: ubiquitination factor E4B
Exons: 29
Coding region: 672-4748 (1358 amino acids)
Biological process (GO): protein polyubiquitination
Cellular component (GO): nucleus; cytoplasm; ubiquitin ligase complex
Molecular function (GO): ubiquitin-ubiquitin ligase activity
Source: RefSeq, a predicted model, not a curated record
UACUUGCUGGGGCGAGGGGAUUAGAGUAGGGGUGGAGGGGUAGGAGGAUUUACUCUUUCUGCUAGAGCAUCGCGAGCCCGGUCCUCCUCCUCCCCCCUGCGCGGGCUCCGGCGUGGAGGCGGGGCGUGGCCGGCCUGCUUUGGGAGGGGAGGGGCUUGCCCCUUCUGUGCAGGGCUCUGCCUGGGCGGCUGUGGGGUCGCCCUACCUCGGGGCGUCCACUCUGCAGUCGAACAGUUCCCGCCGGGGAUAAAGGGUAGGAAGGAGAGCAGGAUCUGCUGGAGGAAACGCAGCUGCCGCGCCGCCACCACGACGCAGGCACGCCAGGCUUGGGGCACGAGGCGAGCUGGAGCCCUAGCUCAGUCUGGGUAACCUGGGAGGCAGAGGGUAGUCAGUGGAGCCUUAAGGUAACCCUGUAGCAGCAGUAGUGGCGGCCAAAGGAGGCUGCUCAGGGUACCAGCAGCUGUAGGAGCCUGUGGGGCGAUUGGAGUGACCGACGCCAAGGCAGUUCAGUGCCUCGCCUUCUUAUUUUCUAACCUCUGACUAUGCAAUUCUGAAACCUCCCCCGUUCGGGGGACCAGACAGCCCUACAGACACCGUCCACUUUCCUCCCGCCCUGGUCUCAAGAACAGAAGGAUCUCGCCCUAACGCCUUUCACCAUUAAGAGGAAAGCGAUGGAGGAGCUGAGCGCUGAUGAGAUCCGACGGAGGCGCCUUGCUCGACUUGCUGGUGGACAGACCUCCCAGCCGACCACCCCGCUCACCUCUCCCCAGAGGGAGAGCCCUCCGGGGCCUCCCAUCGCAGCUUCCGCCCCGGGCCCCUCCCAGAGUCUUGGUCUCAAUGUCCACAACAUGACCCCAGCUACCUCCCCAAUCGGUGCAUCAGGAGUAGCCCAUCGAAGCCAGAGCAGCGAAGGAGUCAGCUCUCUCAGCAGCUCGCCCUCCAAUAGCCUUGAAACACAAUCCCAGUCUCUCUCGCGUUCCCAGAGCAUGGACAUCGAUGGUGUCUCUUGUGAGAAAAGCAUGUCCCAGGUGGAUGUGGAUUCAGGAAUUGAAAAUAUGGAAGUUGAUGAAAAUGAUCGGAGAGAAAAAAGGAGCCUCAGCGAUAAGGAGCCUCCAUCAGGUUCUGAAGUGUCUGAAGAACAGGCCUUACAGCUGGUCUGUAAGAUCUUCCGUGUCUCCUGGAAGGACCGGGACAGAGACGUCAUCUUUCUUUCCUCCCUUUCUGCACAAUUUAAGCAGAACCCAAAAGAAGUGUUCUCUGAUUUUAAGGACUUGAUUGGCCAGAUUUUAAUGGAAGUGCUCAUGAUGUCCACUCAGACUAGAGAUGAAAACCCCUUUGCCAGCCUGACAGCCACGUCACAGCCGAUUGCAGCGGCAGCUCGGUCACCAGACAGAAAUCUCACGCUGAAUGCUGGCUCCAAUCCAGGAACAAGUCCCAUGUUCUGCAGUGUGGGUUCCUUCGGUGCCAGCUCUUUGUCUAGCCUCUAUGAAACUAGUCCAGCUCCCCACACGAGUCUCUGGAGCUCGGAGCCGAGGACGAGCCCGCCUCUCGCCUCCCCCUCCGGCGCAGCCAGCCGCGCGGCUGCGCCGGCCCUUUCCCUGAGCGCCCACGGCGCCGCCGCCUCCGGGACCGCGGCGGGAAGCCAGCCCUCGUCUCCGCGGUAUCGCCCCUACACUGUCGCCCACCCCGGGGGGGCUGCGGCUGCCCCUCCCCCGAGGCCCUCAGGCUGCUCCGCCCUGUGUAGCUCACCGCGUCUCCCCACCCUCGCUAGUAGCCCUCAAGCGGUGCCGGCCAGCUCCUCCCGACCGAGAGCCACCAGCACGGGGCCGCCUUUACUGUCCGCCUCGCCCAGUGCCGGGAGCAGACGUCCCUCCUCCCUGAGGACCUCCCCUAGUAUGUACGACAGUCCUUUCUCCUUCCUCUUCCUCGCACUUUCUGGGGACAGUAGUGAUGAAGAUGAAGAAGAAGAUGAUGAUGGUGAUGAUGAAGGUGGUGGUGGUGGUGAUGAGUUUUCUGGUGUCCAGUUUGGGUCCAGUUUGGGAGCCUGUGGUGGGGCAAGUACUUGGGAUUCCUACAGCGACCAUUUCGCCAUCGAGCCCUGCAAGGAGACAGACAUGCUGAACUACCUCAUCGAGUGUUUUGACCGAGUUGGAAUAGAGGAAAAAAAAGCACCAAAGAUGUGCAGCCAGCCAGCAGUCAGCCAGCUUCUGAGCAACAUCCGCUCCCAGUGCAUAUCCCAUACUGCAUUAGUACUACAAGGUUCUCUCACACAACCAAGGUCCAUGCAGCAGCCGUCCUUCCUGGUGCCGUACAUGCUCUGCAGGAACCUCCCGUAUGGCUUCAUUCAGGAGCUGGUGAGGACUACUCACCAGGACGAAGAAGUGUUCAAGCAGAUCUUUAUUCCCAUUUUACAAGGCCUGGCUCUUGCUGCCAAAGAGUGCUCCCUUGAUAGUGACUACUUCAAGUACCCUCUCAUGGCGUUAGGGGAGCUCUGUGAAACCAAGUUUGGGAAGACACACCCCGUGUGCAAUUUGGUCGCUUCUUUGCCGUUGUGGUUGCCGAAGUCCCUGAGCCCUGGCUCUGGGCGGGAGCUACAGAGACUCUCCUACCUGGGGGCUUUCUUUAGCUUCUCGGUCUUUGCAGAAGAUGAUGCUAAAGUGGUUGAAAAAUAUUUCUCAGGGCCUGCCAUUACCCUGGAAAACACUCGCGUGGUUAGCCAAUCAUUGCAACAUUACUUGGAGCUGGGAAGGCAAGAGCUUUUCAAGAUUCUGCAUAGUAUUUUGCUAAACGGUGAAACCCGCGAGGCUGCCCUUGGUUACAUGGCAGCUGUCGUCAAUGCCAACAUGAAAAAAGCGCAGAUGCAGACGGAUGACAGAUUGGUUUCUACGGACGGCUUUAUGCUGAAUUUCCUUUGGGUGCUGCAGCAGCUCAGUACAAAGAUCAAGCUGGAGACGGUUGACCCCACGUAUAUAUUCCACCCAAGGUGUCGGAUCACUCUUCCCCACGAUGAGACCCGAGUGAACGCCACCAUGGAGGAUGUGAACGACUGGCUGACUGAGCUUUAUGGAGACCAGCCUCCAUUUUCUGAGCCGAAGUUCCCCACGGAAUGCUUCUUUCUCACCCUGCACGCCCACCACCUCUCUAUUCUGCCAAGCUGCCGUCGCUAUAUCCGCAGACUCCGGGCCAUCCGGGAGCUCAAUAGAACCGUGGAAGAUUUGAAAAAUAAUGAAAGCCAAUGGAAAGAUUCCCCACUGGCAACUAGACACCGUGAAAUGCUGAAGCGCUGUAAAACUCAGCUUAAGAAACUGGUACGAUGCAAGGCCUGUGCGGACGCUGGCUUACUUGACGAGAGCUUCCUGAGAAGAUGUCUGAACUUCUAUGGCCUCCUCAUCCAGCUGCUGCUCCGCAUCCUGGACCCCGCCUACCCUGAUGUAACACUGCCUUUAAGUUCAGACGUCCCUAAGGUGUUUGCGGCAUUGCCCGAGUUUUAUGUAGAAGAUGUUGCUGAAUUUUUAUUUUUUAUUGUACAAUACUCUCCUCAGGUGCUUUAUGAGCCCUGCACUCAGGAUAUUGCGAUGUUCCUCGUUGUGAUGUUGUGCAACCAGAACUACAUUCGAAAUCCCUAUCUGGUGGCCAAGCUGGUAGAAGUCAUGUUUAUGACCAACCCCGCUGUUCAGCCACGAACCCAGAAGUUUUUUGAAAUGAUCGAGAACCAUCCUCUCUCCACUAAAUUGCUGGUCCCUUCCCUGAUGAAGUUUUAUACGGAUGUCGAGCACACCGGAGCUACCAGUGAGUUCUAUGACAAGUUCACCAUUCGCUAUCACAUUAGCACCAUUUUUAAAAGCCUUUGGCAAAACAUAGCUCACCAUGGCACCUUCAUGGAGGAGUUCAAUUCUGGGAAGCAGUUUGUUCGCUACAUAAACAUGCUGAUCAACGACACGACGUUUCUGCUCGACGAGAGCCUGGAGUCCCUGAAGCGCAUCCACGAGGCGCAGGAGGAGAUGAAGAACCGGGAGCGGUGGGAGCAGCUGCCCCGGGAGCAGCAGCAGGCCCGCCAGUCCCAGCUGGCUCAGGACGAGCGCGUCUCACGCUCCUAUCUCGCCCUGGCCACGGAGACCGUGGACAUGUUCCAUAUCCUCACCAAGCAGGUCCAGAAGCCGUUCCUCCGGCCGGAACUGGGACCUCGAUUGGCUGCAAUGCUGAACUUUAAUCUUCAGCAACUCUGUGGUCCCAAGUGCCGUGACCUGAAAGUUGAAAACCCAGAGAAGUACGGCUUUGAACCAAAGAAGCUGUUGGACCAGCUGACAGAUAUUUACCUGCAGCUGGAUUGCGCGCGGUUCGCUAAAGCCAUCGCCGACGACCAGAGAUCCUACAGCAAGGAGCUAUUCGAAGAGGUUAUUUCGAAGCUGCGGAAGGCAGGGAUCAAAUCCACAAUAGCGAUCGAGAAGUUCAAACUUCUCGCCGAGAAGGUGGAGGAGAUAGUGGCCAAGAACGCGCGUGCCGAGAUCGACUACAGCGAUGCUCCAGACGAGUUCAGAGACCCUCUGAUGGACACCCUGAUGACCGACCCGGUGCGGCUGCCCUCCGGCACCAUCAUGGACCGCUCCAUCAUCCUGCGGCACCUGCUGAACUCCCCCACCGACCCCUUCAACCGGCAGACGCUGACGGAGAGCAUGCUGGAACCAGUGCCAGAACUGAAAGACCAGAUUCACGCCUGGAUGAGAGAGAAACAGAACAGUGAUCACUAAACCGCGCCCCCCUGCUGCCUCUGCCGGAAGCAGCCAAGGCCAGCGAGGCAAGCAGGAGCUGCAUCGGUGGCGCGCUCGCCCUUCGCACGUGGCAGCUGGACGCGGCGAACCCACCGAGAGCCCUCCCAGAGCGACCACACGGUGGCCACCUGAACGGACAUGAAUGAGAAGAGGAGCCCAAUUCCUGUACAUAUAUUUAAGUGACAAACGUGGUCAAAAGCUUGAGGGACACAUUUUAUGAUUGAUUGCCUGUGUAAUGAAACACGUCCUUCCUAUGUCACAAUUGGGGGCUUUUGCAACGGGAGUUUUUAGUGAUUGAUGAUGAAUGGGUCUGGGCAGCACCCCCUCUUUUUUUUUUUUUCCCCUAAAUCCAAUAUCCAUUGAUUUGAUUGUGAUUAGAGAACCUUGGACAUUUUGCUGCUAAAGAAUCUUUCCCCCAACCCCCUUCCCUUCCUGACCCUAUUUGCACUGCUGUGGAUUUUUUUAUGAGAAGCAAAAACAAAAAUUAAUUCCUUUCCCUGGCCCUCCAAACAUAUAUUCUGUGAGAUAACUGUGCCUGCAACAAAGUGUUAAUCCUGGGGUCGUAUUUUUAUAUCAUAUUCACAUAUUUGUUUUUUUAAUUGGUGUUAGAUGACAUGAUUAAUAAAAAAGGCAAGAUAUUUUCAGAAUUUGAAUUUCAGUUAUUUUUUUUUCUUUUGAAACGUCCCUGUAAAAAUUUUUUUUAUUCUAAGCAAAACGAAGAGAAUCCUGUUGCUCUGGUCCUUGUCAUCAGCCCUCUCUUAGGAACCGAGGCGCAGCUGCCACCAAGGGAGGGUUUCAGUCUAUCAGGAGGCACGUGACAGGGUUCGGCGGGGAGGGUGGUGGUUUUAACGCUACGUGACAGUCGAAACCUUUUACAGGUAUCCUACGAGGGUAUGUAAAUUCCUCAACUCUUGAGUCUGUGCAUUCAAGGCAGGGCUCCUGUGUGUGACGUGUCCUUGGGGGCUUGGCCUUACCAAAGCAAAAAAAGGGAGCAAGACAUGCGAGGUCCGUCUGCUUGUAAAAACACACACAGGCAAACACACCCACACAUGAACACAGAAACACAAGACUUUCUGUAUUGCCGCUCCCUACUCCACAUACUUGAAGUCUCAGAUUCCCUUUGGGGUAAAAAAGGAUUUGAAACCAUAAAGUGUUUUGAAGAAAUUAAGUCUACAAAAACAUACUUUUUUUUUCUCUUCCUUUUUUCCCCCUUCCACAGACAAUGUCCUCUGUUCAAUUCCUAAUGCAAACUACAAUAAAUGGUGAUACACAUUUA